AUGGACUUCGGUGUCUGGCUCAUCCCCGCCCCUUCAGGCGUGUCCCGCAAUGCCUGGCAGCUCCUCGCCAUAUUUCUCGCCACUAUCGUCGGCAUCAUCACUCAACCGCUCCCGCUCGGCGCCGUUGCUCUCUUGGGCCUCGGCGCGUCCGUUCUCACCAAAACCCUCACCUUCACCGCAGCCUUCUCCGCGUUUGGCGACCCGAUUCCCUGGCUUAUUGCUCUCGCAUUCUUCUUUGCUCGAGGGUUCAUUAAGACGGGCCUUGGCAACCGCGUGGCCUACCAAUUUGUAUCUCUGUUUGGUAGCUCUUCCUUGGGCCUUGGUUACAGUCUUGUCUUCAGCGAGGCGCUUCUUGCGCCCGCGAUCCCUUCUGUUUCCGCUAGGGCUGGUGGGAUCUUUCUCCCGCUUGUGAAGUCGCUGUGCGUGGCUUGCGGAAGUAAUGUUGGGGAUGGGACGGAGAAUCGGCUUGGAUCGUGGUUGAUGCUUACUUGCUUUCAGACGUCGGUGAUCACUUCGUCGAUGUUCCUGACGGCAAUGGCGGCGAACCCGCUAAGUGCGAACUUGACUUUAAAUACGAUUAAGCAGACGAUUGGUUGGACUGAUUGGGCGGUUGCGGCGAUUGUUCCCGGCCUGGUUUCUUUGAUUGUUGUUCCGUUGCUGCUGUACUUUAUUUAUCCGCCGACGGUGAAGAGCAGCCCGGAUGCGCCAAAGCUAGCGAAGGAGAAAUUGGAUAAGAUGGGACCGAUGACUCAGAAUGAGAUUAUCAUGGCGGUGACGCUACUUGUAACGUUGUUCUAUUGCAGGUGAAGAAAUAUUUCGUAGCUCC
Phalaenopsis equestris is the source of this 826-nucleotide messenger RNA. RefSeq names its product dicarboxylate transporter 1, chloroplastic-like. The transcript is spliced from 3 exons. Lineage: Eukaryota; Viridiplantae; Streptophyta; Magnoliopsida; Asparagales; Orchidaceae. Bases 1 to 807 code for a protein of 268 amino acids. Gene Ontology annotation, biological process: transmembrane transport. Gene Ontology annotation, molecular function: transmembrane transporter activity. The record is from RefSeq and is a predicted model, not a curated record. Gene Ontology annotation, cellular component: membrane.